Colletotrichum truncatum is the source of this 3186-nucleotide messenger RNA. Its product is annotated as Iterative polyketide synthase CazM 2. NCBI's taxonomy places the organism in Eukaryota, Fungi, Ascomycota, Sordariomycetes, Glomerellales, Glomerellaceae. The record is from RefSeq and is a predicted model, not a curated record.
AUGGCGAUUCACACGGAAGGCGUGGCGCCGAGGUCUCUACUCACCUCUGAGAAGCCGACCGUUGAGAUCGUCGAGAAUGUUAAGCCCAUUGAGCUGAGAACCGUCACAGACCUCUUGUUGAGACGGGUCGAAGAGGCGCCAGAUGUCGACGUCCUGGCUUACCCGGCAACAGCCAAAGGAAGAGAUGACUAUGUAAGCUACACAGCCAAGGACCUCGACCGGUUCGCCGACGAGGCUGCGCGCAAGUAUGCGCAGGCUGGGCUUCUCCCUGAGAACCCUGCCUCCAGCCAAGCGGAAGUCGUCGCUCUGCUGGCAAACUCCGAUCUCAACUAUGUAGUCUCCAUGUUCGCCUUGUCAAGGAUGGGCUUUGCGGUGCUCUACCUCUCAACGCGUCUCUCGCCCGAGGCCUACGUCAACCUUUUGAAGAAGACCAACUGCAAUCGCAUCGUCAUCUCAGACCGCUACAGCAGCACCGCAUCUCAGAUCAACGACCUGUACCCCAUUUCCACCUUCAACAUCCUCGACAAGUCCGAGUACGACCUGCCCGUUCCCUCGGGCGAGCGCUUCCCCGUCUUCACACACCCCAACGCCUCGCAGCGCAUGUCCUUCAUUGUGCACUCAUCCGGUUCCACAGGCUUGCCGAAGCCCAUCUUCCAGACGCAUGCGGCUUGCAUCUCCAACUACUCAAGCGGCAUCCCCUACCGCGCGUUCUUGACUCUGCCGCUGUUCCACAACCACGGCAUCUCAACACUGUUCCGUGCGAUUUAUGCAGGAAACAGGAUCGCUAUUUACAACGCCAACCUGCCCCUUUCUGGAACCACGCUAGUGAAGGCUAUGGCCUCGACGGAGCCGGGAAGUUUGCACUGCGUUCCGUAUGCGCUGAAGCUGCUCGCGGAGACUGAGGGAGGUAUUGAGGCGUUGCAGAGGCUUAAGCUUGUGCUUUACGGCGGUAGCAGUUGCCCAGAUGAUUUGGGCGACCGUCUCGUUGAGGCGGGUGUUUAUCUUGUCGGACAUUACGGAGCGACUGAAAUGGGCCAGCUCAUGACCUCCUUCCGUGAGCCCACAGACAAGUACUGGAACUACAUGCGUCCCCUUCCCUCAGCCAAGCCCUGGCUGCGCAUGAUUCCCAUCGCUGAUGGCGUCUACGAGUGUGUUGUUCUGGACGGCCUCCCGUCCAAGGUCAUGUCCAACUCGGACGACCCUGAGCCCAACUCUUACCGUACCCGUGAUACCUUCGUCCCUCACCCAACUAUUCCCGACGCCUGGCGCUACCUUGGCCGUCUCGAUGACCGCGUUACGCUUGUGAACGGCGAGAAGGUCCUCCCUAUUCCCUAUGAGAACCACAUCCGUGAGCACGAACUCGUCCAGGAAGUCGUCGUCUUCGGUGUCGGCAAGUCCAUCCCCGGUCUAAUUAUCAUCCCGAGCGAGAACGCAAAGGACCUCUCCAAGGAGGAAAUUCUCAAGACUCUCAGCCCCGUUAUCGCGGAAGCCAACGCACGCGCAGAGGCCUUCGGUCGCGUUUCUCCGGAGAUGAUCGAGGUCGUCGAUAUCGGCACCGAGUACCCUCGCACCGACAAGGGCACCGUCAUCCGCGCUGCCUUCUACAAGCAGUUCGCCGACCUCAUCGAAGAGGUAUACCGCCGCUUCGAGGCGCCCAAGGAUGACGUCGCUGGCGGCGAGCUUGUGACUCUGGACCUGCCCCAGCUGGAGGACUACCUCCUGGAUCUUUUCCACACCAAGCUUGGCUUCCAGUCUCUGGAGAAGGGAACCGACUUCUUCGAGGCUGGUGUCGACAGUCUUCAGGCUAGCACGGCACGCGGAUACAUCCAGAGAGGCGUCAACCUGGGUGGCAAGACUCUGGGACAGAACGUUGUCUUUGAGUACCCCAAUGUCAUCUCGUUGGCCAAGCACGUUCACUCUCUCCGCACCGGCGAGGCCGCAGAAGCUGAGGACGAGAUCGAGGUCAUGAAGAAGCUGAUCGCCAAGUACUCCGACUUCAGCGAAAGACAACCGGGCACCAUCAACCCUGACGGCGAGACUGUUAUCCUGACUGGCACCACUGGUUCCCUUGGAGCCCACCUUUUGGCCCAAGUAGUCCGCCAGCCCUAUGUCAAGGCCGUCUACUGCCUUGCCCGCGCCUCAUCCCCCGAAGAGGCCGAGUCUCGUGUCAUCGCCUCGGUGACCUCCAAGGGCCUCAGUCUCUCUGACAGCGACAAGGCCAAGGUCAAGUACCUCCCCACUAACCUGGGCCAGGCUGACCUCGGCCUGACGCCGGAAGCCGCUGCCGAGCUCCGCAAGUCCCUGACGACAGUCAUCCACUCCGCCUGGGCCGUCAACUUCAACCUGGGCGUCGCGAGCUUCGAGGCGCAGCACAUCCGCGGAGUCCACAACCUCCUCAACUUCUGUCUCAGCACAGAGACGGUCAAGCCCGCGCGCUUCUACUUCUGCUCCUCCAUCUCGGCUGCCGCGGGCACGCCGAUCCCGGCCAGUAUCAAGGAGACUUACGUCGAGAACCUCGAGCACGCGCAGAACAUGGGCUACGCGCGCUCCAAGGUUGUCACUGAGCACGUCGUCAAGGCGGCGGCGACCAAGACUGGCAUCACGGCCCGCGUGCUGCGUCUGGGACAGAUUGUGGGCGAUUCGGAGGGAGGCGUUUGGAACCAGACGGAGGCGAUUCCGUUGAUGAUCCGCAGCGCAAAGGUCAUCAAGGCGCUGCCUGCUCUGGACGAGACCCCCUCAUGGAUGCCUGCGGACAAGAUGGCUCUUGCAGUUCUCGAACUCGCUAGCCUUACCGGUUCCCGCUGCUCCUCCUGCGGCGCUCCCCCGGCGUCCCCUGACGACGCCGACUUGGAUCUUGUUUACCAGGUCCAGAACCCGACUCUCUUCCACUGGACCUUCGACUUCCUCCGCGCGCUGCGUGCCGCGGGCUUGGAGUUCCAGAUCGUUUCGCAGCGCGAGUGGGUGCGCCGCCUGCGUGAAUCCGACCCUGACCCGGAGAAGAACCCUACAUACAAGCUUCUUCGUUUCUUCGAGGAGAAGUACGACAAUGACAAGCCCGGUCGUGAGGGCCUUGUGUUUGAGACGCAGAGGACGGGCGAGAAGAGCCCUGCUGUCGGACAAGGCUGGGAUGUCGUUGGAAGCGGACUGGUUGAGAAGAUGGUGAGGUGGAUGGAGACGCAAUGGUAG